AUGCAAAUAGAUGAUGAUGAAAGAAGAUUAAUUGCAUUUAGAAAACACAAACCUCCGUCUUUCGGUGGAACUCGUAACCCUAUAGUAGCAGCUAAUUGGCUUCAAGCUAUGGAAAAGAUCUUUAGGGUUAUGAGGUCUCAGGAUAAGAUGAAACUUCUAUACUCCGCUUAUAUGUUGGAGGGUGAUGCUAACGAGUGGUGGUUCAAUACUACUCAACCUUUAGAAUUGCAGGGUCAUGUCAUUACUUGGAAUAUGUUUGAGGGUCUAUUCUUGGAGAAAUAUUUUCCUCAGGAUGCUGGGGAAAGGAAACAGAGAGAGUUUGAACGACUUGUUCAAGGCCCUAUGUAUAUCGAUGAUUACUUAGAUAAGUUUAACGAACUUUUUAAGUUUGCAAACUAUAGAGGCGUUAUGCCUUCAUCUGAAUUUCUAGCUGUCAAAUUUCAAAGGUGUUUAAAUGAGAAGAUUGCAGAAUUGAUGGCUUGUAGCAGAUCUAGAGAUUUUGCUACCUUGGUUAAUCAAUGCAGGAAAGUUGAGGAUGUCUGUAACCUGUCAAAGAAGUCUUCUGAUGGUAAAGGGUCUGAUUCGAAAGCUUCCACUAGCAGAAAUCAAUGGUGGAAAAACAAGGGGAAAGGAAAGAAUUUACAUGUUAAGCAAUCUAGUGAUGAAUUCAAGAAACUUGGGAAUCCCUAG
This is a messenger RNA of Gastrolobium bilobum, 690 nucleotides long. RefSeq lists its product as uncharacterized. Lineage: Eukaryota; Viridiplantae; Streptophyta; Magnoliopsida; Fabales; Fabaceae. The record is from RefSeq and is a predicted model, not a curated record. The transcript has a single exon. The coding region runs from base 1 to 690 and encodes 229 amino acids.